Messenger RNA from Entamoeba histolytica HM-1:IMSS, 741 nucleotides. RefSeq lists its product as uncharacterized. The record is from RefSeq and is a predicted model, not a curated record. Bases 1 to 741 code for a protein of 246 amino acids. The transcript has a single exon. Lineage: Eukaryota; Evosea; Mastigamoebida; Endamoebidae.
AUGAGUGAAGUUGAACAACAUUUAUUUGAUGAUAUUGAAACAGUUGUCUAUAAAGGUCCUGUAGAUGACGAUUAUCAAGGCAAUGAAAUAAUUCAUCGUAAACCACUUCAAAGAAAAAAGAAGAAAAAGAAACAUGGAAAAAAGAAAUUAAAAAAAAUACCAACUCCAUCAAGUAUUGAAGAAGACAAAGAACUACAAAAAGAGGAAGUUAUAGAAAAAGAUUUACCAGAACAAAAAAAAGAUGAGGAACAAGAUACUAGUCAAGAAAGUAUUUUAAAAGAUGAAGAGUUUAAUCAUGUUCAUUUAGACCAACCAGUUGAUGAUGACUAUAAAGAAAAUGAACCAACCAAAAGAAAACAGUUAAAUAAAAGAAAGCCUGGUAAAAAACACUUAAACAUCCCUAAAUUAGAAGUUCAAAAAACAGAAGAUAAAAUAAAUCAAAUACAAUCAGAUAUUAAUAGUACAAAAGAUCAAUAUAAACAACAAGAUACAUCACCUAAAUCACAAAAAGUAAUAACACAACCAAUAACUCCAAGAAAAGAGUCAAUGAAAAUUGAUGAAACUCAAAAUAGAUCAUUUGGAAGAUCUUGGCUUAGUCCACGAAAUUUACUUCAAUCACCAAAGUUUAAUACUUUAUGUAAAAUAGAUGAAAAAAAUGAAGAACAACAAUCACCAAAACAUAAAGAAAAGAAAGUAAAAAAAUCAAAAAAACAUCAAGAAGAUGAUGGGGAGAUCCAAUGA